AUAAUCUCAUCCUCAUCCGCCAUUAAAAACACUCCAACUGCUCCCCUUUCUGUUUUCUCUCUGUUUCCGUUAUUGUUGUCUUGUGUUAUAUAUAUGCAGUUGUUUUUGAUAAGUUUUUGAGAGAAUCGUGAACAAAUCAUGUCGAUUGCGUUGGAUAGUAGUAAUCGGAGGAUUGAUAUUGAAGCGUCUGGAUUAGCGCGUGGUGGCGUUGCGUGCGUGCCUGCCACCGCGGUCUUCGAUUCUAUGCAUGAGCGGAGAGAAGUGGCGGAGACGGAGGCGUGUAGUUCCUCUUCAACUUCGUCGAUCUGGCAGAAUAGGGAUCUGAGCGGGAGGUCAGGAUCGGACGGUGAGGAUGGGGAGGACAAUGAGGUUCAGAGCAAGUAUAAGGGGACACUUGAUUCCAUGGAGGCUCUCGAGGAGGUUUUGCCUAUCAGGAGGGGAAUAUCGAAUUUCUACAGCGGCAAAUCGAAAUCCUUCGCGAGUCUGGCUGAGGCUGCCUCUAACUCUGUCAAAGACAUUGCAAAAGCAGAGAAUGCAUACACGAGGAGACGCAGGAAUUUGCUUUGCUUCAAUCACAUAUGGGACAAGAACAGAAACAGAAAUUGCUCCCACAGAAAUGGCGGAGGUGGGAUAUCUAAGAGACCGAUCAGCACCAGCCGGAGCACACUGGCAAUGGCAAUGGCUUUGAGCAGCUCAGAGAGCAUCAGUAACACAAGCGAUGAUUCGAAUUCAAGAUCACCUCCUCGUCUUCCAGCAUUGCAUCCUCCACUUACCAGGGCAUCUUAUAAUAACUUAGCAUCACCAUUGCCAUCUCCUCGACAAAAGUUCUCUCCUGGGCGGUCUUACUCUUUGGCCGACUUGCAACAGAGUACCACUCCAACGACAAAUACAAAUUCGUAUUGCUCUUCUGCCAGUGAAGAAAGACAAUAAUGAUAGACUAAUCAAUGUACUUGGCCAACUCUUCUCGCUGUUCGUCCAGAGGAGGAUGUAUCUGAGCGGUGUAAAGGUUUUCGUUUCCUGAAUCUAUCACUACCGGCUAAAACAAUAGAGAUAAUUUAACUUGGGCGGCA
Molecule: messenger RNA, 1070 nt
Organism: Tripterygium wilfordii
Lineage: Eukaryota; Viridiplantae; Streptophyta; Magnoliopsida; Celastrales; Celastraceae
Exons: 2
Coding region: 139-930 (263 amino acids)
Source: RefSeq, a predicted model, not a curated record